This is a messenger RNA of Paramormyrops kingsleyae, 2840 nucleotides long. Lineage: Eukaryota; Metazoa; Chordata; Actinopteri; Osteoglossiformes; Mormyridae. The record is from RefSeq and is a predicted model, not a curated record.
CAUUACGGUAGGACCCCGUUGUCAUACACAAGUUGGUAUCUUGAAUCGUCUACCCAGCACAGGUUGGGCUUUAGGCAUCCGAUUUUAACGUAAAAAGCACGUCAGCUUCGGGUAUGACUAAGAAGAGGAAAAGGCAGGAUGACUUCCAAAAAGUCAAACUCAGGGUUGGCAAAAAGAAGCCCAAACCGGACAACGCGACCGAUGUUAACUUCAGGACGAAAGGAAUCCGUCUACCCGAUCAACUGAAGAGAGAUGAGUCUGGUCCGACCACGACCCGGCGGCUCAGCAUCAAGGACCUUUUGUCCCAGCUGCACCACUACAGUGGUGGGGUGAGACAGGUUGCGUUAGUGGGGCUCCGGGAACUCCUAUGCCAGCACCCCCAGCUCCUGGAGCAGCACCUGUCGAGCGUGCUCAGCGAAGCGGCGGCUGUGAUCGCGGACAAGGACGGGGCUGUGCGUGGAGCGGCAGUGCGGCUGUUGCGCCUCCUGGCGCAGUGCGUCCCGGCUGAACGCGUCGCACCCUUCUUCCCGCUGCUGAGCGCCCACUUGACUUGCGCCAUGACACACAUCUCCGAGGGCAUCCAGGAAGAUGCCCUGCGGGUGCUGGACAUCCUCCUGGAGCAUUAUCCCGCUCUGCUGUCGGCCCGCUCUGCUGUGCUGCUCAGGAACUUCCUGGAGCUCAUCUCUCAGCGCCGUUUGUCGCAGAAGGGCAAGGAUGUAGAGGAGCGCAGGGCGGGCGGAGGCUGGGCCCUGACCGUGGCCCCGGGACGCACCGUCACAGGCCAGCAGUGGCGGCUUACGGUGCUUGUCAGGCUGAGUCGCUUCCUCCAAGCCGUGGUGGAGGAAACACCUGUGGAGCAGAAGGUGCAGGCGUUGGAUGCCGAAGCCAAGGAGCAAGGUGUGGUGACAUCACUGGAGCUCACCUGGGAGGAGCAUGUGGUCGGGAAAGGCGGCCUGCAGGUGUUUGAGAACUCGGGGGUGCGCCCCCCCGCACCCUCCUCCUUCCAGCUCAGGCCUGAUGCAGAACCAGGGGCUGCGGCCAUCGAAGACCUGGCCUCGGCAGAGACUGUGAGAAGCUUCGCAUCUACUCUGGUGCCCUUGUUGCUAGGGGUGUGGGUGGAGGCCUCCUCGAGUGAACAAGGCAAAACGGACAGUGCUCAUCUGCUGAGUCCCGAGGCGAUGUCCCUCAUGUAUCAGGUCCUAACCAUACUGCAGCUGUUACGCAGGCUGGCUCCACAGCGCCACCACCAGGAGGAUCUGGACGGCUGGUUCCGAAGCACAUACCUGAAUGACUUCAAACAUCACUUCAUGAAGAACUUCCCUUACGGUCUGCUUGAGGUGGCCAAGCCAAAGAAGAAGGGAGAGAUGAAGAGGAGCAAGCAACAGCAGGCGCAGAAUUCCACCGUGCCUGGCGGGGGCGCUGUGGAGCCUCUGGCACUGAACCUCACCCUGUGCCAGGUGAUGGUGUCUCUGAGCACGCAGCCGCAGGGCAGCCGUGAUGCAGACUGGCUGGGGCCCAUCCGGGCCUUUGUGAGGGAGACGCUUUCCAGCGGCGUCAGGCUGAGCUCGAAGAACCUGGGACCCCUGCUGGAGGUGGUGUGGAAGCUCCUCCUCAGCCACAGGAGCAGAGCCGUGACGGAGGAGCUGCUCCAGGCCGUGAACGUGCAGUACCAGCAGAGGAACCUGACGCUGCCCAUCCGCAUGCAGCUACUGCGCUUCUUCAGCCGCCUUUACCUGCAAGAGCACCAGGGCCAGCCGCACAUAGCCAGGAGCAAGGUGCUGUCACGCUGGCUGGCAGCCCUGCCUCUGCAGCUGGUGCAGCUGGGCUCACGGAACCCCCACCUGUCUGCGCAGCUGCUGCAGACCGUGCAGGCGGCGGCCGCCUGGAAGAACAAAGACCUGCUGCAGAGCUUGCAGGCGCAGGCCUGCGGACUCUAUGACCCACUGGAGGGCAGCCUGGUGCUGUUGCCCUCGGAGUCCCAGCAGCGACUGGUACAGCUGGUGUACUUCCUGCCACGGCUGCCAUCCCAGCUGCUGUCCUGCCUGAGCCGCUGCUGCACGACGGGGCGGAUGUCGGCCAGCCUGGCUGCAUCCCUCAUUCGCCUGGUGCAUUUAAGGUCUUCAAUGGGCGGCUGGACAUCUGACAAGCAGGAGGUGGCAGUGAGUGACGUGGACCUGCUUAGCUUCCUCUUCUCCACCCUCACAGGUUUCUCGGCGGAUGAGCUGUCCACACUACAGCAGGCCGAGGAGGACACCGUGCCCCCCCCCUCGCCCCUGUCCCCCCUCAGCUUAUACGCCACAUCUCUGGAGCAGUUCACCCACCACUGGGAUGUGGUAGAGGAAGUGUGUCACUGCCUGGAGACAGUGGACUCGCGAGCUCAGUGCUUCGACGUUCUGCAGAAUGCCAUCUGCAAGAACUUGGCAGGCCUGCAGGUGGUGCCGGACAGCACGGCGGCAGGGCUGCUCAGGGCUGUGUCACGCCUGCUGGACCCCUCCCUACUGCCCAGCGACACCCUCCUCCGUUUCCUCAGCGACUGCUGUCUCAGCCUGCUCACCCUGCUUCUAAGCCUGGAGCUGCAGCCUGCGGCCCUGGACAGCACACGGAAGAGGGAGACAGUGUGGGGGGCAUGUCUGGGUGCCCUCAGCAGCGUCCCCCGGCUGCUUCGGCUGGUACUGCAGUCUCUCCGCGUCUCGGACCUAUGUGAGGAGAAGCUCCCCCUGCUGGCGCAGAUGCUGUCGCUGCUGCUGCAGCACGUCCAGCUGCGCAACCAAAUGCUGGCCAACGCAGGUCUUCUGCAGCACAUCAUCCAGGACCUGACGGUAUGACCCACACACAAAUGC